AUGGCGGCCUUCGCUUUGAGGCAGGCACGGCUUGCUCGACUCCCGACCUCGCUUUCCGGAGCGGCCGGGAAAGGAAGGAAAUUCUCGAGUUGCGACGUGGCCGUGGUGGGCGGCGGCGUCAUCGGCACGUCUGUGGCGCUGCACCUGGCCGCGCUGGGCAGGAGAGACAUCGUGGUCUUCGAGCCGGAUGCAAAGUACACUUACGCAUCGGCACCCCGUUCUGCCGGCGGCCUGAGACAGCAGUUCUCCCUGCCGGUCAAUGUGGAGCUGUCCCUUUAUGGUGUGGAUUUCCUGAAGCAUGGUCUUCAAAGGCUCUGUGAAGGCAUUGAUGUGGACGCCGAUGUUCAGUUCAAGGAGAAUGGUUACCUCCUCCUUGCUACUCCCGAUGGCGAGGCUGCUCUUCGCGAGAACAACGCCGUGCAACAUUCAGCUGGUGCUGGCUGGAUCAGAUUGCUUGACCCACCCGAGCUGAAAGCCAGGUUUCCCUGGCUCUCGACGGAGGGAGUCGCUCUUGGGUCCUUCGGUGAGCGGAACGAGGGCUACUUCGAUCCCUGGGCACUUCUUCAGGCUAUGCGCAAAGCAGCAAUGGCCAAAGGAGUAAGAUUUGUGGAGACGGCUGUCACUGCGAUGAGGAUGGCACCUGACAAGAGCAUCGCCGCUGUCCAACUAGCUGACGGUAGCGAUGCCACCGCCAAAACGGUGGUCAACGCAGCAGGUGCCUGGGGUGGGAAAGUGGUGGCCAUGUGCGGCGAGGUCACGCCGCUCCCAGUGGUACCACGGAAGCGAUGUAUCUUCCUGUUUCAUGCUGGCGUCGAGGUGGCCAGCGAUGGCUUGCAUCCUCGACCACCGGAGAACACGCCGUUGACGAUCGAUGCCAGUGGGGUGUACUUUCGUUCCGAGGGUUCGCGGAAUCGAUUUCUGUGUGGCGUUAGCCCCAAGCCGGAGGCGGAUCUGGACUGUGACGCAGAUUCUCUCUUGGAUGUUGACUACGAACUUUUCGAGGACGUGAUCUGGCCUGCCCUGGCAGAAAGGGCUCCGGCCUUCGAGGCCAUCAAACUGGAGUCUUCCUGGGCGGGCCUCUACGAAUACAACACCUUGGACCAGAAUGGCGUGGUAGGGUGGCAUCCAGAUGUGCCGAACCUGCUGGUGGCAUGCGGCUUCAGUGGUCACGGACUGCAGCAGGCUCCGGGAGUCGGCAGGGCGGUCGCCGAGCUGCUGUCCUUGGGCCGGUACGACACCAUUGACUUGUCGGUGCUGGGCUACGACCGCAUUUCACGCAAUGAGCCGGUUUUUGAGCGUGGCAUCUACUGA
Symbiodinium sp. CCMP2592 is the source of this 1311-nucleotide messenger RNA. NCBI's taxonomy places the organism in Eukaryota, Dinophyceae, Suessiales, Symbiodiniaceae. The record is from the annotation of a GenBank genome assembly.